Molecule: messenger RNA, 675 nt
Organism: Medioppia subpectinata
Lineage: Eukaryota; Metazoa; Arthropoda; Arachnida; Sarcoptiformes; Oppiidae
Source: the annotation of a GenBank genome assembly
AUGAAGAUAGAUUUAAAUAUGGCAGCUGCUGAAGGCAAUAGUGUUAAAUCAAUUGUGGUGGCGAAUGUCUAUCAGGUUGAAUCAAAAGCUGGCGGCCAUGUUUAUGCAAUUAAGCAGAUUGAGUUACUGAAAGAGGAGAGGAAUGAUGUAUUAAUCAAUCGAGAGGUAAGCAUUUUGCAAACGCUAAAUCACGUAAACGUGGUCAGGUAUGACGCAGCCUGGCGUGAACAUGGUACACCAGAUGUUGAACUUGAUAAGGUUUACAUCAUGAUGGAUUACUGCGAUUACAACCUACAACAAGUGUACGAUAUUAUCACCAGCGUAUAUAAACGCAAAACCCAUGAGACAAUAUGCCCUGUGUCAUAUUUUAUUAAACUGACCCUGGUCGAAGGGAUACUUGUGGGGUUGGGUUACCUGCACGAUAUGGGCAUAAUGCAUCGUGAUAUAAAACAGAAUAAUAUACUGGUGAAACAGGAUGGUGAUUGUUGGACAGUUAAACUAUGCGAUUUUGGAUUGGCCAAGGUGGAAAAGUCCGGGUCGCAACAUACACAAAGUGUGGGCACUGUAUCAUAUAAAGCACCCGAGGUGAAACAUGGUGGUGAAUACAAUCAUCUAGCUGAUGUGUUUAGCCUGGGCAUUAUGUUAAUGCAAUUUGAUGUAAAUGUUAACAAGUAA